Molecule: messenger RNA, 2964 nt
Organism: Oncorhynchus kisutch (coho salmon)
Lineage: Eukaryota; Metazoa; Chordata; Actinopteri; Salmoniformes; Salmonidae
Gene: wdr25
Product: WD repeat domain 25
Exons: 8
Coding region: 1139-2584 (481 amino acids)
Molecular function (GO): protein binding
Source: RefSeq, a predicted model, not a curated record
AGAAGUUAAACUCCAUCGAAGAAGAAGGCAUCCAACAUUUUUAGCUGGACGCAUUGGUUACAUGCAUUUACUCUACUUUCUCCUUAACCACUUCACUGAAUCGCCUGGUACAAGCAAAAUACCUUUCCAACUACAGACACCAGUUUCAGGUCAGUCAGUUUCUGUGGCCUCAAACACAUUUUAAGCCUAAAUCCACUUUGUCCAGAAUGCAACAAAACAAAUUUACACAUUUUGAUGUGGAGAACCCGUUUUAAAGGGUAAAAGUGACACAAACCAAACAUAAUGUCUUAACACUAUCAACAAGGCAGGUCCUACAGGCGCUAGUUUUGUCGCACCUUGACUACUGUUCAGUCGUGUGGUCAGGUGCCACAAAAAAAUUACUUAAGAAAAUUGUAAUAGGCUCAGAACAGGGCAGGGCAGCUGGUCCUUGGAUGUACACAGAGAGCUAAUAUUAAUAACAUGCAUGUCAAUCUCUCCUGGCUGAAAGUGGAGGAGAGAUUGACUUCAUCACUACUUUUAUUUAUGAGAGGUAUUGACAUGUUGAAUGCACCGAGCUGUCGGUCUAAACUACUGGCACACAGCUCAGAGACCCAUGCAUACCCCACAAGAGGUCUCUUCACAGUCCCCAAGUCCUGAACAGACUAUGGGGAGGCACACAGUACUACAUAGAGCCAUGACUACAUGGAACUCUAUUCCACAUCAAGUAACUUGACCAAGCAGUAAAAUUAGAUUAAAAAAAAAAAAACAUUGGCACAAAGCAACACAAACAUCAGCACAGACACAUGCAUAUGAGUUAAGUUAAUUAGUUGAGUAUGUGGGAGCAAAAUACAUUAGUUUAGACAAGACCCUUACACUGUCAUCAGAAAGGGGUUCUCCAGAAAUGUUGAUCACAGCCUUGUUCUGGUCCUGCUCCAUGUGGUUGGAUAAUCUUGCUUUCUUCCUCCUCCUCUGUGUCGGCCUCUUCCGCAUCUUCACCUCUUUGUGAACCUUGCGUGGCUCGUCUUUCUGGCCUAAAAAAUCUUGGGAGGAGCCGGCCUCGCGGAGUGUCUUGGAUGAUCCUCAUCGUCACUGCUCGUGAAGUUGAAAGAAACAUAUGUGGGUGUGAUCUGAAUUCUUGCAGGGUUCUGGGGAAAGGACAAUGACCUCGUUAGUGGCCUAUGAUGAUUCUGACCAGGAGGAUGAUGACGGAGCACUCCCUCAUCUUGCCAACUGUCCCAUGGAUGAUAUCAGGCAGUCCCAAGGAAACCAGAAAUGGUUGGAUUCUAACUUCUAUGGACCAUUAUUACCCAGUCCCCAUUACAAACAACUGGAAAUAGGACAAUGUGGUGAUGGUAGGACAGUGUCUGAACCUCACAGGGAGAUUUAUCCCCUUCCAUUGGGUCUCUCAGGGGUUGUGGAGAACAGCUCAAACUCAAAACCAUACUCUGCUCCACAAUACUGUGUUAAUUUGACCACAGCGAAGAGGCAUCCGGCUGCACCACUUGGUGUCUCGCCAUACAUUCCUAAGAGACAGAGGUUGGCCACACAAGGAACGAGAGAAGAACCAACCUCUUUGGAAACGAAUGAUAAGUCCACUGUCUCCAGGCUGCUGACCGAGGUCUCUGAGCGGGUGCGUCCGUACCUGGGGCCCAGGCCUGGCAGGGCAGCGGUGCCCAGGUGCAUGCAGCUCAGCCUCCAGGCCCACCAGGCUCCAAUCAACAUGAUCCAGUGGUGCCCAGUGCCCCAGCUCAGCCAUCUCCUACUGUCUGCCUCCAUGGACAAGACUGUCAAGAUUUGGGAUGGUGCAGAGAGUGGGCAGUGCCUGCAGGUAUACUCCUCCCACUCGGGGGCGGUGCGAGAUGCCUGUUGGUCCCCCUGUGGGCGACGCCUCCUCACCGGCUCCUUUGACAACACGGCCAUGGUGACGGACGUGGAGACAGGACAGCAGAUCGUGAAGGUGGGGAACCAGUUCAAGGUGAUGUGCUUGGCAGUGCAGCCCAACGACCCUGAAGUGUUCCUGUGUGGGGGUUACAGCGCAGAGGUCAAGGCCUGGGACGCCCGUACCUGCAAGGUGGAGAGGGUGUACAGGGCACGGAUCCAGCAGACUCUGGCCAUCCUGUUCCUGACCGGGGGCAGGGAGUUUGUGACCAGCAGUGACUCGGUCAGCCGGGACUCUGCCGAGCGCACGCUCAUUGCCUGGGACUUCCAAACCACCGCUAAGGUCUCCAAUCAGAUCUACCAUGAGCGGUACACGUGCCCCAGCCUAGCCCUUCACCCCCAGCAGGACUCCUUUGUAGCGCAGAGCAAUGGCAACUACAUGGCCCUAUUUUCUACCCAGCGCCCAUAUAGAAUGAACAAGAGGAGGCGGUAUGAAGGACACAAGGUUGAGGGCUAUGCGGUGAGGUGUGGCUUCUCUCCGGAUGGGUCCAUACUGGCCACGGGCAGCUCCACAGGCUCCGUCCACUUCUACGACCAGCAGAGUGCUCGGACGCUGCACACGCUGCUCGCACACCAGCAGGCAUGCAUGUGUGUGUCUCUGCACCCUGUGCUGCCCGCUGUGGUGGCAACGUGUGACUGGGGUGGCGAGCUCAGGAUCUGGCAGUGAUUGGCACAAAGAAGGGGAGGAAUUAUAACACCCAGACACUACAAACAUCCAGGCAUCCUUCCUAUCCGAGCUGCCGGAGAGAAAAGAAACUGCUCAGGAAUAUUUCCAUAAGGGCAAUUUACUCUUCAUACUGAAAUUUGCUUCCAUUCAAAUACAUACCUGUUGACCAAACUGCUGGCAGUUGUCUAUUGCUUAGCUUAUAUCAUAACUUCAAUCAAAUGUCAAGGCAAAAAUGUAAAAUAUACUUUGGUACCAUAGCUUACUCAGGAAUUAGUGUACAGGAUUCUUACUCUCAUUGUAAAUGAACGACGUGAUGACCCUGUUUGUCACAGCUAUAAUAAUAUAAUAAAAGUACUGACCUAAUUCUACAUUCAUUGUCA